Chroicocephalus ridibundus (black-headed gull) is the source of this 4224-nucleotide messenger RNA. RefSeq names its product glucagon like peptide 1 receptor (gene GLP1R). Bases 37 to 1434 code for a protein of 465 amino acids. Gene Ontology annotation, molecular function: peptide hormone binding; glucagon-like peptide 1 receptor activity; glucagon receptor activity. The transcript has 13 exons. The record is from RefSeq and is a predicted model, not a curated record. Gene Ontology annotation, cellular component: plasma membrane. Lineage: Eukaryota; Metazoa; Chordata; Aves; Charadriiformes; Laridae. Gene Ontology annotation, biological process: adenylate cyclase-activating G protein-coupled receptor signaling pathway; cell surface receptor signaling pathway; positive regulation of blood pressure.
UCGCCGGGCCCCUGCGCAUGGGGGGCCGCCCUGGACAUGCCCUUCUCCCUGCCGGCGGCGCCGCCGCUCCUCGGCUUCGCUCUCCUGCUGCUGGCGGCGGCGGGAAGGUCCCUCCCGCUGAGGCAGAGUUCAGACGGGUCCCUCUCAGGGGUUAUGCAGAAGUGGAAGGAGUAUCAGCUCCAGUGUCUGAAAUAUUUGUAUGAGGCACCCCCCAUUGCGGCAGAAGGCAAGUUCUGCAACAGAACAUUUGACAACUACGCCUGCUGGCCGGAUGGACUGCCCGGCACCUAUGUCAAUGUCAGCUGCCCCUGGUAUCUCCCCUGGGCUAAUGCAGUGCUGCACGGGCAGGUGUACCGGUUUUGCACCCCGGAGGGGACGUGGCUGCUGAAGGAGAAUUCGACCCUGCCCUGGAGGAACCUGUCUGAGUGCGAGGCCUCUGACCAGGAUGCACCAGAAGAACAGCUCCUGAAUUUGUCCAUCAUAUACACCAUUGGAUAUGCUCUUUCCUUCUCUGCCCUUGUAAUAGCAACUGCCAUUCUUCUUGGAUUCAGACAUCUGCAUUGCACGAGGAAUUAUAUUCACCUGAACCUCUUCACCUCUUUUAUCCUCCGGGCUAUAUCUGUCUUCAUUAAAGACUCGGUGGUGAAGUGGAUGUACAGCACAGCCACGCAGGAGCACCAGUGGGAAGGACUUAUCUCCUUCCAGGAAUCUCUCAGCUGCCGCUUGGUCUUUGUGAUGAUGCAGUAUUGCGUGGCUGCCAACUACUACUGGCUGCUGGUGGAAGGCAUGUACCUCUACACCCUGCUGGUACUUUCAGUCUUUUCUGAGCAGAGGAUUUUUCGGCUUUAUCUCUGCAUUGGCUGGGGUGUGCCAAUGCUGUUUGUUAUCCUCUGGGGAACUGUCAAGUACCUUUAUGAAGAUGAGGGUUGCUGGACCAGAAACUAUAACAUGAAUUACUGGCUGAUCAUCAGACUGCCCAUUCUCAUCGCCAUUGGGGUAAAUUUCCUGAUCUUUAUCAGAGUUAUAUGCAUCAUCAUCUCCAAACUACAGGCUAAUUUGAUGUGCAAAACUGACAUAAAAUGCAGGCUGGCCAAGUCUACGUUGACUCUGAUCCCGCUGCUGGGGACCCAUGAGGUCAUCUUUGCCUUUAUUACUGAUGAGCAUGCCAGAGGGAUGCUGCGCUUUGUGAAGCUUUUUACUGAACUCUCCUUUGCUUCUUUCCAGGGGCUGAUGGUUGCAAUUCUCUACUGUUUCAUCAAUAAUGAGGUUCAGAUGGAGUUUCGGAAAAGCUGGGAGCGCUGGAGAUUGGAACAUUUGUAUGUCCAGAGAGACAGUAGUAUGAAACCUCUAAAGUGUCCAGCCAAUAGCAUCAGUAGUGGAGGCACGGUAGGCAGUAGUGUCUAUGCUGCCACUUGUCAGGCCACGUUCAGCUAAGAUUUCUGCAGGUGAAUCAGACUGAGAACAAUGGACUGUAUAAUAUACCUGAAAACCCUUAAAUACCCAAGCAAGUGGCUUAAGUAUGCCAUCUCCAGCAAGAAACUUAAGCAUAUGCUGCUCAUUGCCUGCAGGCUGUUGGACAAAGGUUUCUAGGGAAAGCAAUCUGCUAAUGUAAUCAACACAUCAGAGGAAAAAUUUAUCACAUCUAAAGUAAGUUAAGAAUUUCUUCCUGUUUGCACACAAGGCCUCCAGGUGUCCAAAACUUAGGCAUAGCAUUGAUCCAGUCUGAAACCACAGGGUCAAUGGCUUAUUACUGUUGAGUGGGCGAGCUGAGUGAUCAACUGAUUAAAUUACAAGGAUACAGAAUAUGAUUAUUGCCAAAAAAUACAUCUAGACUUUUAUGGGGAUAAGGCAAGGUGCUAUCACUAGUUUUAGAAACAGAGAACUUAGUGGGACACAACUUGUGUUUUAGGAAAAAAUCAGUUUUGUGGUAAGAGCUUCCUAAAGCUAAAGUUGAAAAUGUGCUUACCUGUUUUCUGGGUAGGUGAAGAACAGCAUCCUGAAGGUCUAUCAAUACAGCAGGGAGCGUGGCACACAAUUCUGUAUGCUCUUUUUAAGCUUCACUUGAAAAAAAAAAUAAACCAAAACCAGUAUCUGGUAGGGGCCUCUUCUGUUAUUAAUAGGUGUGCAUUAUCUCUUUUGGUAUGGAUGGAAAUAUCCCCUGAAUGCACAGCCCUCCUGUUGUUAUGUGGUACUCUGCCUCUGGCACACGGGUGUUAACAGGGACAGGGUAAUGACACGCGCCUCAAGAGGACACUUUCUUUCUAAGCUGUGCUCUGCUUCUUGUGGGGGGUAAACGCACAGAAGUCAGCUUGCGGCCACAGCUGGCCUUUACCAGCCUCCACCUCUUUGGAGAAGAUGCGGUGGUUCGCGGUGUGGGCUCGCUUUUGGUUUCUCUUUCUGCAGACGAGGGGUGCCUGCGGACGCAGCUGCGCUCAGGGUGGCGGGAAGGCGCCUUUCCGGCAGGAUGCGGGUUCAGCACGGCGGACAGCUCCCGGCCCCCGCCCUGCCUGAGCCGGGCUGCCCUCCUCCUCCUCCUCCUCCUCCUCCUCCUCCUCCUCCUCCACAGCCCGUCCGCCCUCAGUGGGAUUCAAAAAAUCCACCCCCAGAAAAACAACCAAAUAAAAAAAAACCCCACGCUAUCCUAAACUCAACGGCCUUUUUCUCUGUUUAAAACUGCCAGGGCUCUUGCAGUGCGCGCGUCUACACUGCUGAUUAUCUGUUACCCUCCCUGAUGUUUACAAGAGUUGCUGGGGAAGGAAAAAAGAGAGGUACCUUUACAAGCAGGGCGUGAUCCAUUGCAUCACUUAAUAACAAGCUUUACAUAGCUUUACUUGGCUGUUAUUUGGCCUCCCUUGACAAGAAAGAGACAAGGUGCUAAAGACUAGCUCUGAGAAUAUCCCUGUCCAUAGCCGCCUUGUAAUAAGUAACUUCCAUGGCGUAGCAGUUAGACUACUCAGCAGAGAGAAAAAAAGAAGAAAAAAAAAAUCCAAACUAUUUCCAAGUCUCUCUUUGCACUUGCAUUCACAUCCCCCAUUGCUAAGAAAGUGGACUGGAUAUUCUGGGAUGUAAUUCAGGAUCUUUCCUGCCUGAAGCUAGAUUGCUUUGCAUGGCGUUAUUUAAUCAUUGUAUUAGAAUCCAAAUUGCCAACAGGGUGGAUUAGUUUUACAGUCAUCAGGUAAAAAUUGAAUUACAGAGGAUGGGUUACCUUCUUCUGACAUAAUGCUUGUAAUUGAGCUCCAGGGGGAAAGUCUGACAUGUUUGUAGAAAUCCACCACAGUUCUCAGGCUGGCUUACGUAUGUUUAGCGUGCUGGCUUCUACGCAGGCCAACACUGAUUGCAGAGUUGACCUUGCAAUGAAGCACCUCAGGUUCUUCUGUAAAUUUAAUAACUAGCUUCUGUGUUGCGUGACCACCAAUACAAUACCUGACUACUACGUGCGUAUGUUAACUCCUGUCCUGCAAUUCAGUUCACUAGCUUCCUGUAUGUAGAGAGUACGCUUGAUGCUUCUACUUAACAUCUACCCUUAAGUGUUUUGAAUAGGAAAAAAAAUGAUAAAGUUAGUCGCUGGUAGGUGAACAGGCAGCAUGAUGACAGAUGAAAUUUACAGCUCUACGAUAAUGCACGCUGGAGGGAAUAAUUUUGCUCGUGAGCAUUCAAGAGUGGGUGCUAGCUAGUUUUUCAGGGCCCUGCUUAGUUGUGUGCAAACCUGUGGGGGGAAAAAAAAAGUUUCUGCUACUUGUGCAGGUGUUAGCAAGGUGAUAGUUUUGCUAUGACAAUAGGAAGUUACAGAGGUGCUUUAACUCACUAUUAUGCUGAAGAAAGUAUACCUAACAAGUGAAAGAGGACAGACAUAGGAACAAAGGGUAUUUACGUGUGUAGUAAUAAACCCAUACUUAGUUGCUGUCACAAGAGUCAUGCAACAGUUUGAUAAGCUUUUUUUUGCCCCUCCUAGUCGCUUAAGAACUGAGGGCUUUGGGCCCAUGAGAAUAGCUGCAGCAGCAGAUGUCAAACUCACCUUUGUAACUUCUGCCUUGUUAGAAUCCAAGAGAAAAAUAAGAUGACAAAGUGAGAUCUUAGCGAAGCAGAGGGGUGUGGUGGAAUUUUUUUUUCCCUCACUGAUUAAGCUCUCACUCCUUCAAACCUUUGUAAAUCCCCACUAAGUGCUGAGGGAACAACUCAGUGAAAGUAAUUGCCUCCAAAGCAGAAUUACAGUAAUUGUGUAUU